Molecule: messenger RNA, 2181 nt
Organism: Penicillium maclennaniae
Lineage: Eukaryota; Fungi; Ascomycota; Eurotiomycetes; Eurotiales; Aspergillaceae
Product: putative C6 transcription factor (Leu3)
Exons: 6
Coding region: 1-2181 (726 amino acids)
Biological process (GO): DNA-templated transcription; regulation of DNA-templated transcription
Cellular component (GO): nucleus
Molecular function (GO): DNA-binding transcription factor activity, RNA polymerase II-specific; zinc ion binding; transcription cis-regulatory region binding
Source: RefSeq, a predicted model, not a curated record
AUGGCGGGGAUUAAUCAUGCAUCUGUCGCCAUGUCCGCUUCCGACGUGCAGGGUCGCAAACGCAAUGUGACCAUUGCCGGCAUGGACAGCUCUCCGGGAAGUAUAGAUGAUAUGGACGAGAACGACUCGCGCGAUGAUAAGAGAAGACAGCCUGUCAAGCGCGCUUGCAAUGAAUGUCGGCAGCAGAAGCUUCGAUGCGAUGUUGUUCAGGACCCUUGGUCUGAUUGUUCCCGGUGUCGGCGGCUUAAACUCGACUGCAAGAUCGAAUCUAAUUUUAAGCGGGUGGGAAAGCGCAGCCGCAAUGCGGAGAUGGAGCGAGAGAUUAUCGAAUUGAGGAAGCAGAUUGCCUCUGGUGGCUCUGUCCCAACAGUACACCAGCAGCAACAGCACGCUUCACCAGGGCAGUUGACGCCUAAGCAGGAAUCUAGCCAGGUCAGCCCCGCAGGCAUUUACCAGACCCAGACUCCAUCCGCCUUGUCUACAGACCAAUACAUGGGCUCCCAGGAGGCGGUUGCAUCCCUCCUGGACCUUCGUUCAGGAUACGACAGCUCCAACUACUUGAGAAAUGGUGGCACCCAGAUCAAGCGCAUCGAAGAUGUCAUGGUCGUACCAGAGAAAGCCAGUGAAUUGUUCAACCUAUUUUUCACAUAUUAUCACCCGUUCCUCCCCUUCCUCGAUCGUCAAAAAUCCGCCGACGAUUACUUUAACACUUCUCCCUUGCUUUUCUGGACCAUUAUCAGUGUUGGCGCUAGACGCUACCAGAGUGACACCGGUCUACUCACCUCGCUAGCGGGACCUGUCACUCGCCUCGUCUGGAGUACACUAGCCGAUAUCCCUCAAAGCUACCAUGUGGUGAAAGCACUGUGUCUGCUGUGCUCUUGGCCAUUCCCUACCAGCAGCACGUCCACCGACCCAACAUUCAUGCUCUGCGGAAUGAUGGUGCAGGUUGCUAUGCAGCUUGGUCUUCAUCGACCAUCUCACAGCCAGGACUUCAGCAAAUUCCGUGUAGAGCUCAUCGAGGAGGAACUAAGGGACAAAGUGCGGACCUGGGCCAUUUGUAACAUUGUUGCGCAACGGGUUUCCACUGGUUAUGGCCAACCACCUUCUAGCCUCUAUGACUGGACAUUGUCUGGGGAGUCAUCAGAUGUUAACUUCAAGCUACCUGGGGACAUCAAACCCCGAUUAGAGAUCGAAAACUUUUGCGACAAGAUCACCAGAUCACUCUACUCCAACCGACGGGACCCUGUCGGGUUGAGCAGCGAUCAAGAACGAUUGACAAUGAUUUCAUUUCUUUCGCGAGAUUUUGAUGAGCUUGAAGAGCAUUUCAAGUCACAAAAUGACUGCAUCACCGAUUUAUACCUUCGCGCGGCCAACCUUCACUUGCAUCUGUCAGCAUUCUUUGAUGAUCCUUCAGCAAAAGACUACCGCGGACGUCUUCUUUCCCUCUAUGUGGCGACUACAUCUUUCCUCGAGGUCGCCAUGAAUCUUGAAACCGAAGUUGGGCCUGUCCUCUCGUACACGCCCUACUAUGUCUACCAGAUGAUGGUUGCAGCGGGCUGCACUCUUCUCAAACUAAGUAAGAGCUUCUUCAGCAACCAUAUUGACAUGGAUUACACCAAGACUUUGUUCAAUCGGACCAUCUGGGCUAUUCGUGGAGUAUCCGUCUCGAACAAUGACCUGCCGGAGCGUCUGGCUGAGGUACUGGCUCAGAUGUGGAGACUGGGAGUCACCUCGAAGCAGUCAGCCACAAGCAAUGCCGAUGUAGAUGACUCGCUGAGGCUCAAGGUUCGCUGUCGCAUGAGUAUGUCUCUCCUCUUCGACUCCGUCUGGCGAUGGCGAGAGGACGCACGAACGAAGGGACGAAACAUCGAAGCCUACCUCAAGAACCCGACGAAUCCAGAUUCAACAGCCGACUCAUCUGUUGGCUCAUCCGUGGCCCCUCCACGCACAUCAUCAUCCACACCCGGCAUUGCCGGUGGCGAUCCAAGUCUGGCUCCGACCCCGAUACUGCCAAACCUUGGUGUUGGAGCAGCACCAAGCAAUGGAGCCGGCGGGCUCCCAAGCGGAUUCAUUGAGCCGAAUUACGAAGUGUUUGAUCCGCUCAACUGGCUUCUCGACGGCCUCGUCGACUUGCCAUAUUCAUAUUCAACCAUGAGCGGGAUGGAGACACAGAUCGCAUAG